AAGGCCGUUCACACACGUAUGGAAUCCAAAUACACCUUCCAGCCAACCAUCUUCCAAAUCCUACUCCGCGUAAUUACCAACCGGGAAAAAUAAACAUCACAAAAAAAUCUUCAAAAAGUGGAAUGAGAUUUUGCCGAUUCAUAUCUCCCAAAGAGUCCUAUCACUGCCACCUGCAAUUUUCUUCUUCACUCUCUCACACUCUCACUUCUUUUCCUACAUUUCUCCUCCUUGCAGACUCUCUGCGUUUACUUUCUUCACAGACCCCAGACCAUAAAUACUAACUACAUGUUCGAUGCCUCUCUUUAAAUGCAUUUGCAUCUGAUUCUCACAUUUUUAAUCAGAGUAGAAGUAGAAGAUGUCCGAUAGCAAAAGUGGGUACAUGAGCGACCAGCUCUCCAAACCCACCUCAAUCUUUGGCUUUCGCUUGUGGGUUGUUGUUGGGGUUUGCGUUGGAGCUGCUUUUGUGCUGCUUCUCUUCUUCAUAACUCUUUGGUUGGCCACCAAGCGCUCCAAGAACAAAUCUUCUAACAAAUCCACAAUCCCGAUUGUAUCCAAAGAGAUCCAAGAAGUCAGAGUCGACCAUGUCCGUACCAACAAUCACCACCAUUUCGACAUGGUCAACAAGCAGAGUAGGACCCAAAUCGAGGCAGACCCAUUUCCUGAGCCCGACCCAGUUCCUGGUAUUGAACGUCAAGCUUUGCUUCCACCUCCGGAAGAUGAGAGCCCAAUUGGGUACCACAGAAUCAAUAUCGAAAUUGGAAAGGACCAUAUGAUUUCUUACCCAGAACGAUUUGUUAGGUCUUCUUCACAUGAGAAUGGGGAAGCUCGCUGUGUUGAUCAGGUGGCUAUGGUGGUCCCUGAAGUUUCUCAUUUGGGCUGGGGACAUUGGUAUACUCUGAGGGAGCUUGAGGCUUCCACUAAUGGUUUCGCCGCCGAGAAUGUUAUCGGCGAAGGUGGAUACGGAAUUGUUUACCAUGGCAUAUUGGAGGACAACAGUCAGGUUGCCGUCAAGAACUUGCUCAACAAUAGGGGACAAGCUGAGAGGGAGUUUAAGGUUGAAGUUGAGGCAAUUGGACGCGUUCGCCAUAAGAAUUUAGUCAGAUUGCUUGGUUACUGUGCCGAAGGAGCUCAUAGGAUGCUUGUGUACGAGUAUGUAAAUAAUGGGAACCUCGAACAGUGGCUUCAUGGGGAUGUAGGGCCUUGCAGUCCUCUUACUUGGGAGAUCCGAAUGAACAUUAUCCUUGGAACAGCUAAAGGGUUGACUUACCUUCAUGAAGGACUGGAACCCAAAGUUGUUCAUCGUGAUGUAAAAUCUAGCAACAUUUUACUUGACAAGCAGUGGAAUCCCAAGGUUUCAGAUUUUGGCCUUGCCAAGCUCAUUGGCUCGGAGAGUAGCUACAUCACAACUCGUGUCAUGGGAACAUUUGGCUAUGUGGCUCCUGAGUAUGCAAGUACAGGUAUGCUGAAUGAAAGGAGCGAUAUAUACAGCUUUGGGAUUCUUAUCAUGGAAAUAAUUACUGGGAGAAAUCCGGUUGAUUACAAUCGACCUGCGGAAGAGGUGAACUUAGUUGAGUGGCUUAAGAAGAUGGUUGCUAACAGGAAUGCUGAGGGUGUAUUGGAUCCUAAACUACCUCAGAAACCCACCUCGAGGGCUAUGAAGCGGGCUCUUCUUGUAGCUUUGCGAUGUGUGGAUCCAAAUGCGCAGAAGCGGCCAAAAAUGGGACAUGUUGUACACAUGCUUGAAGCCGAAGAAUCCCCCUUCAAAGAUGAUCGAAGAACCGCAAAGGACAUAAGAAAUGCAACUGGUGACACUACAGACAACGGGCUGAAAGAAAAGCAACUGACAGAAUCAGGGGAUUACAGUGGGAAUGGAAAUGGGAUACAUACUGAUGAGACAAGAUGGAGAAAUCAAGAAGAAAAGCUAAGCUUUGUUUGAAGUGGAUUGUGAAUCUUGUAAUCUAUUUAGAAGCAGCUGGUCUGCAAAUCUCAAUUUAAUAUCGAUUUAUGUGGCUUUCACAUAUAUAACAUUGAUUUUGGAACUAUGGCUUAUUCUGUAUACCAUAGUCCAUAUACUUUAUCAAAAGAAUAUCUAAUUCGGAUGUUACAGUAAAUACUAUUUAUAAGAGAAGCUCAUGGCUAUUAAAAAAGAUUGUCAAA
Messenger RNA from Ziziphus jujuba (common jujube), 2157 nucleotides. Its product is annotated as probable serine/threonine-protein kinase At1g01540. The transcript has 7 exons. Gene Ontology annotation, biological process: protein phosphorylation. NCBI's taxonomy places the organism in Eukaryota, Viridiplantae, Streptophyta, Magnoliopsida, Rosales, Rhamnaceae. The record is from RefSeq and is a predicted model, not a curated record. Gene Ontology annotation, molecular function: ATP binding; protein kinase activity. Bases 356 to 1936 code for a protein of 526 amino acids.